AUGUUUAUACUAUCACCAAGCUUCAUGCUUGGAGCUGCUGCUCUCCUUGUUGUUACUCAUCUCAUUGUCCGCAUGACUUCGGCCACGGCAAAGGUUCCCGGUCCCUUGAUAUCCAACUUCACCUCACUUGUACUGAAAUGGCACGAACUCAAUGCCAACCGUACCGUAUAUAUUCACGAGCUUCAUAGGAAAUAUGGCCCAGUUGUCAGGAUCGCCCCCAAUGAGGUUUCCUUCACUUCGAUUGAUGCCCUCAAAGAGAUUUAUGGUUCUGGUGGUAGCGGAUACGAUAAGACAGAGUUUUAUGACCUCUUUCAAGUCUACGGCAAGCGGACAAUGUUCUCAACACUAGUUAAAGGCGACCAUGCGAAACGACGGAGGAUGAUUGGCGAUAGAUAUGCCAACAGCAACGUAAUGAAGCAAGCCCCCCUGGCCGGGAUACAAGAACGUUCCAAGUGGUUUGUUGAGCGUUGCGUUGACUCGCCUGACAAGACGGCAGACGUAUUUGUUAGUUCAGACUACAAGGAGCUGAACCGAUUGAGGAGAACGUCACAGCUGACCAAACCAGCGUUGCACGCAUAUGCUUGUGAUUGCGUUACGCACCAGUUGUUCCACCCUUAUGGAAGCAACUGCCUGCAAAAUAAGGACGACGAAGAAAUGAUGCAUCAAGUUGCUGCCGAUGACAGUCUUCAGAAUCGUCUGGUCCAGUACUAUAGCCCGAUUCUACACCGUCUUGGAUCAAGCAUUCUGACGAGCUUUGCCAAACCUCGACUGAUUCCUCUGGCCGACAACUUUGUCAUUGAAAACGCCAAAGAAGAUGGUGCAGCAGAUUUCACCGUUCUUAACCGGCUUAAGGAGAAGGAUAGCGUCCUUGAUACUAUCGACAUGGCUGCCGAGUGUCUCGAUCACAUGGCCGCUGGCAUCGAUACGACCGGCGAUGUUCUCUGCUUCUUGAUGUGGGAACUUUCACUGCCCCGAUCGAUAAAGUAUCAACGACUUCUGCGAGAAGAGUUUCGAAGCAAGCCUGACGCCAACUUUGACGAAUUGCCCAUGCUAGAUGCUGUUCUGAACGAGGGACUGAGAUGUUUCCCUGCCAUUCCAAUGUCAUUGCCUCGAUACGUUCCCCACGGCGGCCGUGUCAUUGAUGGAUUCUCCUUACCCCAGGAGACAGUUGUCAGUUGCCAGGCUCUUUCGGUUCACCGAAUCAACGAUCAUGUCUUCCCCGAGCCGGACAAAUUCUACCCUGAAAGGUGGUUGGAAGCCGAAGGAGAUGCCGACCGCCGAAGACACCAAUGGGCCUUCUCUAGUGGAGGAAGAGGAUGCAUCGGGAAACAUCUUGCCAUGGCGGAGAUGAAGACCCUGCUUCGAGACGUGUAUUCACAGUACGAAACUGAGCCGGAUGAAUCAAUGAGGAGCGAAUCUAUGGCGAUGGACGAUCAACUGAUCUCCUCACGGCCUCGGGGAAAGCGAUGCCUGCUCAAAUUCGUGCCUGUGAAGGGCUGA
Molecule: messenger RNA, 1500 nt
Organism: Fusarium fujikuroi IMI 58289
Lineage: Eukaryota; Fungi; Ascomycota; Sordariomycetes; Hypocreales; Nectriaceae
Product: probable benzoate 4-monooxygenase cytochrome P450
Exons: 6
Coding region: 1-1500 (499 amino acids)
Molecular function (GO): heme binding; iron ion binding; monooxygenase activity
Source: RefSeq, a predicted model, not a curated record